AUGGUUCGCGGCGCUGCAGUGGGCACACACGGCACUCCGAAGCGCAAGCCCGCCGCUGCCGCGAUCCGCCGGCCCGCCGCAGCGACUCCGAACAUUCCCGUCAAGACCAAGUUCCGUAAGUUCAGCCAGAAGAAGCGGAACAAGCGGAGUUCGCAGGAGCGGUCAAAGAAGAGUUUGGCGAUGGCCCGCAAGGCGAGGGCAGCGUGGAAGCGAGAGAGGGCGGCCCUGGAGCGCACCGGCGUUUUCUACACUCCGACCGAGCAGAAAGGCGCUGAUACGGUGCGUCGGGGGCGGGUUGCCAAGGCGGAGCGGUGGACGUUCGACGAGAUACUUGCCAUGGGCGACGCGGCCGCUUACUGGAUGCUCGUGAAGCUCGGUUUCCUCCAGGACCUCCACAACACGGAAUGCGCAGGCUGCCAGUGGCCCUUGGGUAAGACGUACUUCCGCGGCGAACGUCGCCCUGGGGUGCAGUGCUACAGGCGCGGUUGCCGCGAGUUUAACAGGGCAACAUCUGGGACUUGGGCAGACCACGAGAUCCCAAUGAAGAAGCUCGCCGCCUUGGCGUGGCUCGCAAGCGGGCAAUUGACAUGUCAGAUGCAUGAGGAUGACGCAGCGCAGCUGACAGGAGUGGCGCACAGGACUUGCAAGGAGGUCUUUGACGCCUUGCGCGACGUCAUUGCUAUCGGCAGUAAGAUGGAGCAGCGCGAUGUCGCGUUCUCUGGGCAACGCGAG
This is a messenger RNA of Prorocentrum cordatum, 732 nucleotides long. Lineage: Eukaryota; Dinophyceae; Prorocentrales; Prorocentraceae. The record is from the annotation of a GenBank genome assembly.